Messenger RNA from Spirodela intermedia, 1992 nucleotides. NCBI's taxonomy places the organism in Eukaryota, Viridiplantae, Streptophyta, Magnoliopsida, Alismatales, Araceae. The record is from the annotation of a GenBank genome assembly.
AUGGCGCGUCUCUCUCAUUUCUCCUUCAUCGUCCUCGCGGCAUUCUCCCCCGUCCUAUUCUCUCCCUCUCAGGGGAUAGAGUCCCCUCAGUUCACCGUUCUCCACACGGAGUCGGACUUCGAGUUGCGACUCUACCGGGAGUGCUCGUGGGUGUCGGCAACCUCUCGUGAGAUGUCCUUUGAGAGAGCGACGAGGCAAGGAUUUCAUCGGUGAGUUUCCGUUCUAUUUAUCUGAACGUUGACGCCCCGGGGGUUUCUUUCCCCGGGCGGAAACUCUAUUCCUCGCUUCUGCACGGCUCUCGCUGCCCUAACGGCGUAGGUUGGAUGAGAAUCCAGCGACUAUCAAUCCUAAUUCCCGUCACAAUAUCUGGAUUGGUUUGGAUUGGAUUGGGUGGACUAUUUAGCUUCACAAGCGUCUAGGCUCUUCUCUGGCCGAUCGAAUUGUUGAUUCAGGAAAACGUAAGGUCCCGGGAGGAUUGAUGGAUGCGUCAGCCCGAGAAGUUCUAGUGCUUGGGUUUUUUUUUGUAAAAAUAAGUUAGUUUAAUGAUCCACGCUUGCGGCAAUUCUUCAUUGGAAGAGUUUCCUGAUCUUUGCCAUCUAAUAAAUUGAAGAAAUGCAAAAAAAUAUGAUAUAUUUACCUUUAAUGUCACAAUAUCUGGGAAAAUUAGGGUCCGAGGCUGAUCAUUUGAAAUGACAUGAGUAUCGACCUUCGGGAACAUAUAGGCUUUAAUUUGCAUUGCUGCAAAUUCUUAUUUGGAAGUGCUUACCGUGAUAAUUUUCUGAGGUCAACCCUCCAAUUAAUUUGAUUGAAUAUAAAAAAUCGGGCCCCAUUAUUAUUGAUGCAUAUAAUUCCCGGCAAAAAAUGGAUCAAAUUACUAAGAUUCUUUCUAUUUUGAGAGUUAUCGGAUCUGUCUCUAGGAUGAUGCACAUCAUGUAGAUUCUCUCGUCGAUGGGCUCAGCUAUCAACCAAAAAAAUUCUUUCCCUCGCAUGUGCAAAGGAGACACAUUAACCUUCCAUAUGGUAUGUAAGUAGUAGGUCUAUGAAUGCUUACGUCUGGAUUUUUGGUUGCCAUCAUCAUUAUUUCAUCAUUUGUUCAUCGGUUAUAUGGUAAUUGGGUGCUUCACCUUGAUUCCCGGAGCAGAAAAUAUGCAGUUUCUCCUCUCCCUUGAAGAUAAUCUCUUCUAAAAUCCCUUCUCUCUUCUUUCAUUCUCUACUGCAAAAAAAUAAAUAAAUUGUUUCCCCUGAAAACAUAAUAUACCUGAAUAUAUUGUAUAUAAAUAUUGGUAAGAAUCCUGGGUCGGAGACAGUGAUUGGAUUGGGGAUGAGAAGCUCUAAUCUGGUAGCUGCUGCAACUAAUUUUCCAUCCUUGGUCAGAUCAAUGGGGUGUUUUUUUUUCCCCCUUGGAAAUAAUCUGAAGAUUAUUUCCUCCUUGAGAAGCUUUGUUGCGUUUAUUUUAUUUUAUUUUUAAUUUCUUACAAGCGUCUGGUGGGUGGGCAGUAGUCUUCUUCUGUCUCAAGAUCCGGCUGAUCUCGCAGGCUGUUCCAGUACAUCCAGGGAGCCAAUCUCAACAACUCGCGUAUCGCCAUGACCGCCCCGGUCUUGACGAGCAUCCACCCCGACGCGGGUCCCCUCCACUCGUUCGCCUACGCCGUGCGGCUCUACCUGCCGGAGAAGUUCCAGGCGGCGCCGCCGGUCCCCCUCCCCGAGCUGGACCUUCAGCCGGAGACCUGGGCCAGCCGCUGCGUCGCCGUGAGGAGGUUCUCCGGCUACGCCCGCGACGGGAACAUUGUCAGGGAAGCGGAGGCUCUCGCCGCCAGCUUGGGCAGAACUCCCUGGGCCAACUCCACCGCCGGCGGCGGCAGCUACGCCUACUCCGUCGCUCAGUACGACUCGCCGUUCCGAUACAUCGGCCGGGUCAACGAGGUCUGGGUCGAGAUCGACGGGUCCGCCCACCCUGGUUGCCCAGCUGCUACUGUCCUCCAGGCCUCCUAA